Molecule: messenger RNA, 732 nt
Organism: Glarea lozoyensis ATCC 20868
Lineage: Eukaryota; Fungi; Ascomycota; Leotiomycetes; Helotiales; Helotiaceae
Exons: 1
Coding region: 1-732 (243 amino acids)
Source: RefSeq, a predicted model, not a curated record
AUGCUUCUGGCCUUGUCACCAAUUCCCUUGAUCAUCCACAGAGACUACUUGAAUUUCCUCUCGCUCGGUCCAGGUGGAACCCCAUCGACAUUCUACGGCUAUCUCAAAAUCACCAUCCUACGCCUUUUUGCACUUCCGGACCCAUAUACGCCUGCCACCGUCGCUGAAGCACUGUACCCUUCCGAGGGAUACUAUCAACGUGCUCACUCAUGGUUUCCGACUCGGAAAGGACCUCGGCCAACCAUCGCUGGGAUUGCUCCCCAACGCCAAAUCGACCAGACGGGAUGUCCUGACAUGUAUCAGCUUCUACGCACCAGCUUGAUCAACCUGGCCGCUCGACAUCCUGACAAAUUCCGGAUUGGACAAUCCUGUUUUGAGAAGAAGGGACUUGCUCUGUUUGCGCGCAAUCCAAUCAACAAUACCUGUCGUGGUGAAAUUGUUCACGUGCACCAUAGCGAUCGAAGCAUGCACAUGAAUCUACAUCCUGAUGAUGCCAAGAUUGUGCUACAGGAAGGUUGGGGUGAAAGACAUCCUCUGGCGAGAGGUGGGUGGAUGAAACAAUACGUCCCGCGCGAAUUCCUCAUGGUCUACUCUCCCCGCGAUCGUGUCGAAUUAGAAGUCGUUUGCCGAGUGAUCGAGGCAGCAGGCUUUUGGGUGAGUGGCGAGCGCUUCGAAAUCACCAUUGAUUCGGAACCGUUGGAAGGGGCUUCGAUGGAAAGUUGUGGGAAAUAA